Echinostoma caproni is the source of this 603-nucleotide messenger RNA. The record is from the annotation of a GenBank genome assembly. Lineage: Eukaryota; Metazoa; Platyhelminthes; Trematoda; Plagiorchiida; Echinostomatidae.
AUGAAACUCAAGGCUGAAUACGACAAAGAAGUUUCCAUCACAACUAUCAUCAACUGUUUAGAUGGGAAACCGAUUACAAUCAAAAAGAUUCAUCAAAUACCAGAAAUGAUGAACGUACUGGAUAAUAAAGAGAAGAGGAAAAGGAACGAAGUAUGUAAACAUGCCAGCGAAAUAGGUUUCCUCGCCAGUAAUUUGAAAAUCCUACUGGAUUUAUGCAUCCGCGACUUGCAGUUUGUUUUCAAUGGAAAUAUCUAUAAACAGGUUGAUGGUGUAGCUAUGGGUAACCCUUUGGGGCCAUUUCUUGCUGAUAUCUUCCUGUCAGCACUAGAAAACAAACAGGAAGGUGAUUUGAAUUUAACCCUACUUUAUCGGCGUCUCAGUUCUAACGUUCGAUCUCUUAUCGGAAACAUGGCCGAUCUCAUCAGCUUAAUCAAGCAGCGGGAAUAUGCCCAACUACGUGUGAUCAUGCUACAAGAAAGUUGGCUCCACAAUGAAAUUGAGGAUGAGAUAAUACACCUGGAUGGAUUCGCUAGCUAUCGCGUCGAUCGUCUUGUUCCUUAUUCCCGACGGGGANGUAUGUCAAAAAUCAGUGGUGCCAUCUGA